AUGGCUCAACAAACGUACAGAGAUAAUCUGGAUGGCAUCUUCUCCGAGCUCAAGGCGCGUAAUGAUGCAACUCGCCAGACUGCGGCGGCGCGGUUGGGCGAGCAGGUGACAUCUGCCUUCCGCGAGCUCUUACCGGCCGAAUUUGCAAGAUACUACGACGAUGUCAAUCGCCGUAUCAACCAUCUUGUCAUAAACGGCAUCGAUACGCACGAGCGCACGGGCGGGCUUUACGCCCUUAACGCCCUUAUCGACUUCAGGGGAGACGAUGCUGCAUUGAAAGUCACGAAAUUCAACACCUUACUGAGACGGACACUCGAAGGUAGCGACACCAGUGCUAUGGUCGUCGCAGCGAAGUGUCUAGGCCGACUUGCAGCGCCAGGUGGCGCUCUGUCCAAUGAGCUUGUCGAUGCGGAAGUUAGGCACGCGCUCGAAUGGCUUACGUCAGAGCGCAACGAGAACAGAAGGUUUGCUGCGGUUCUUAUUCUUCGCGAAAUGGCUCGUCACAACGGUCCCCAAACAUUUCAAGUGGCCGCGCAGAUUCUAGUUAACCUCUGGGAAGGACUACGCGACCAGAAAGUCGUGAUCCGUGAGACGUCCGCGGAAACCAUGAGGGAGAUCUUUAAGGUGCUCGCUGCCAGAGAUCAGCAGACUCGGCAAACAUGCUUAACGAGGAGCUUCGAAGCCGCUCAACAAGGCUUCGGAAGAGGGACCGUCGAGUGCAUUCACGGCUCACUCCUGGCUUAUAAGGAGCUACUGAUUCAGGGUGGCAUGUUCAUGCAUGGCAACCGCUUUAAGGAGGUGUGUGAGCGCAUUCUGUCGCCGUCUUACCGUGAGCACAAAGACCCCACCAUCAGGCGCACCGUCGUUGAGAUCAUUCCGAUACUGGCAGCAUACGCACCUCAGCAGUUCUGUCGUGAUUGUCUGGCUCGUUCAAUGCAGCAUCUACAAACCCUGCUCAAGGAUCCGAAGCAACGGAACAUGGCUUUCGUCUCCAUCGGUAAGAUUGCCCACGCUGUGGGGUCGCAGAUUGCACCCUACCUGGACACGAUCCUUCUCCACAUCCGGGAAGCGCUUUCUGUGAAAAACCGGAGCAAGCUGACGGACGAGGCGCCAAUCUUUGAGUGUAUUAGCAUGAUCUCUAUCGCCGUGGGUCAGACGCUGAGCAAGUACAUGGAAGCAUUGCUCGACCCGAUCUUCGCAUGCGGCUUGUCGGAUGCCUUGACGCAAGCAUUAGUGGACAUGGCGCAUUACAUCCCGCCUGUGAAGCCAACGAUCCAGGAGAAACUGCUUGAUCUGCUCAGUCGGACCCUCUGUGGUCGACCAUAUCAGACACUGGGCCAUCCGACUCAGGGGCAGGGGUUACCUCCGAUAUACACUAAAGACGUGCGUGAACAGCGCGACCCACAGCAUCAAGAUCACAAGGACCAUGAGGUUGCCCUGGCUCUGCACACGCUGGGAUCGUUCGAUUUUAGCGGGCAUGUGCUCAAUGAAUUUGUUCGAGACGUUGCAAUCCGUUACGUCGAUGACGACGACCCCAUCAUCCGGAAGGCGGCCGCUUUGACAUGCUGUCAGCUCUUCGUUCGGGAUCCGAUCGUGCACCAGACCAGUCAUCAUGCAAUCCAAGUCGUCUCGGAUGUCAUUGAGAAGCUGCUCACAGUUGGCGUUGCGGACCCGCAACCGGAUAUCCGGCAGACAGUGCUUGCUUCGCUCGACACUCGCUUCGAUAGGCACCUAGCGAAAGCAGAGAAUGUUCGCACAUUGUUUCUCGCGCUGAAUGACGAGAAGUUCGCGAUCCGCGAGGCGGCCAUGACAAUCAUUGGCCGGCUAACAUCGGUGAACCCGGCUUACGUCUUCCCGUCACUGCGAAAAGUGCUGAUACAAUUGCUUACGGAGAUCGAGUACAGCAACAACCCGAACAACAAGCGCGAGUCAGCACAGCUCAUCAGCCAUCUGGUCAGCGCAAGCAGCAAGCUCAUCAAGCCUUAUGUCGAUCCUAUGGUGACGGUGCUUCUCCCGAAGGCAGAAGACGCAAAUGUUGACGUUGCCGCGACUACGCUGCGAACCCUGGGCGAUCUAGCUACCGUUGGUGGCGACGAGAUGAAGAAGUACAUCCCGGACCUCAUGGGUAUCAUCAUUCGGAGUCUGCAGGACUUGGCUUCGGACAAGAAGCGCGAGGCCGCUCUCUGCACACUUGGGCAGCUAGCGAGUAAUAGCGGCUAUGUCAUCGAUCCGUAUAUUGAUCACCCGCAGCUGCUCAACCUACUCGUGGGCAUUGUGAAGCACGAAGAAACAGGGCCGCUCAGACGCGAGACCAUAAGAUUAAUGGGUAUCCUGGGUGCUCUGGACCCGUAUAAGCACCAACAAGUGGUCGAAGAGUCUCCGGAAUCGAAUCUCAGAGCAGAGGCAGAAGCUGAGUCGGACGUCACGCUUAUCAUGAAGGGGAUUACGCCGAGCAAUGAGGAAUACUAUCCAACGGUGGUCAUCAACACGCUGAUGGCCAUGCUGAAGGAGGACACCUUGAAGCAGUAUCACUCGGCCGUUGUAGAGGCUGUGAUGAACAUCUAUGCCACCAUGGGCAUGAAGUGUGUGCCCUUCCUCAACACGGUCGUGCCAGGUUUAGUGAGCGUGCUGGGAGAGGCGUCUGAUGAGAGGUUAGAGGGCUACUUCAGUCAGCUCAGCGUACUCGUCAAGAUUGUGCGGCAGCAUAUUCGCCCCCAUCUCCCUGUGAUCAUUCACGCCGUGUCCGACUACUGGUCCAAAGGCGUUCGACUGCAAGCGACAAUGCUUCAACUCAUUGAGAGCGUUGCCAGAAGCCUGGAGGGCGAGUUCAAGGUCUAUCUUGCAGGCGUGCUUCCACUCAUGCUUGGGGUACUGGAUGCAGACGCCAGGACUGAAGCCGGCAAGUCCGCUUGUCAAAGGGUGCUGCAUGCAUUUCUGGUUUUCGGCAGCAGCGCAGAGGAGUAUAUGCACUUGAUCAUUCCUGUAAUCGUCCGCAUGUUCGACACGGAUAGGGCCCGACCGCGGGACGUCCGAAAGGCUGCUAUCGAAACGAUAGGACGCAUGAGCAAGCAAGUCAACAUCUCCGAAUUUGCAGCCAAGAUCAUUCACCCGUUGUCGAGAGUCCUGGCUGCGGGUGAUCAAUCUUUGCGGCAGACGGCGAUGGAGACAUUGUGUGCUCUCGUGUUUCAGCUUGGACCGGAUUACCUGCACUUCGUGCCUACUAUCGACAAAGUUUUGGUGCAACAGCGAAUACAGUACUCCACUUACACGCUGAUUGUCAACAAGCUAAGGAAGAACGAGCCCUUACCACAGGAUCUUAGCCCAGACCAGCGUUACGGAGAUGAGGAUGACGACCCGUUUCAGGCCGAUAUCGCUACGAAGAAGCUUCCUGUGAAUCAGCAGCACCUGAAGAACGCUUGGGAGGCGAGCCAAAAGUCGACGAAGGAGGACUGGCAAGAGUGGAUGCGGAGACUGUCAGUCGAACUGUUGAAAGAGUCGCCGCAACAGGCUCUUCGGGCUUGCACGCCGUUGGCCAGUAUCUAUCCGCCUUUAGCCCGAAGUCUGUUUAACAGCGCGUUUGUCAGCUGCUGGACGGAGCUGUACGACCAGUACCAGGAGGAGCUGGUCAGAUCACUCGAGGUGGCUCUCACGUCGCCUCAGAUCCCACCAGAGAUCUUGCAGAUACUGCUCAACCUGGCGGAGUUCAUGGAGCACGACGACAAGGCUUUGCCGAUCGACGUCCGUACUCUGGGUGUAUAUGCGGCAAAAUGUCAUGCUUUUGCUAAGGCGCUACACUACAAGGAGCUCGAGUUCAAUGCCGAGCAAAGCGCGAGUGCCGUCGAGGCACUCAUUAGCAUCAACAACCAGUUGCAGCAGACUGAUGCGGCUUUUGGCAUACUCCGUAAGGCGCAAGGCUUCAACGAGGUCGAUCUCAAGGAGACGUGGUUCGAGAAGUUGCAGCGCUGGGAAGAAGCGUUGAUGGCCUACCAAAAGCGAGAGAAAGACGAAGGCGAGAAGGCAGGUUUCGAUGUCAUCAUGGGAAAGAUGCGCUGUUUGCAUGCUCUUGGUGAGUGGGACACGCUCUCCUCCAUCGCGCAGGACAAGUGGCUCAAUGCCUCGAAUGAGCAUCAUAAGGCGAUAGCACCGUUGGCGGCUGCGGCUGCGUGGGGCAUGGGACAGUGGGAAGUUAUGGACACCUAUCUUGGCGUGAUGAAGCCAGCCUCGCCCGACCGCUCCUUCUUUGGCGCCAUCCUGUCAAUACACCGCAAUCAGUUCGACGAAGCGCAUGCGCACAUCACAAGGGCGCGGGAAGGGCUCGAACAGGAGCUUAGCGCGCUCCUGGGAGAGUCGUAUACCCGAGCGUACGGAGUAAUUGUCCGCGUGCAGAUGCUUGCGGAGCUGGAGGAGAUCAUCACUUACAAGCAGCACUCCAACGAUCUUGACAAGCAGGAGCGGAUGAGAGAGACCUGGACUAAGCGGCUCAAAGGCUGUCAGAGGAACGUUGAAGUCUGGCAGCGUAUGAUGAAAGUCCGCGCGCUUGUCAUUACACCGCAAGAGAACACGGAGAUGUACAUCAAAUUCGCAUCCAUCUGCCGCAAAGCGCAGCGGACCGGUCUGGCGGAGAAGAGUUUAAACUCACUAUUGGGUGGACAAGGCAGUAUAGUCUCGCCUGCCAGCAUCACCAAGGUCCAUGAAGCGCCGUACCCGGUGCAGUACGCAAUCUACAAGUUCCUCUGGAGCAAUAACCACCGCGAAGGCGCAUUGAGCGCGCUGAAAGAUUUCACGGGACGGCUUAAGAGUGAGUACGAGGAACGCGGAGCAGCGCUUUCCGCUGGCAUCGUAAGCGGCAGCCACACGCUUGUGAACGGCGCCAACGGCAUGAAUGGACUUCAUGGGGUUCAAGCGCCUUUCGGACCCACCAAUCCAACUGCUCUGCCUAAAGAGAAGGCAGAGCUUGAUGAAUGGCGCAUACUGCUCGCACGCUGCUACUUGAAGCAGGGAGAUUGGCAAAUCAAGCUGCAUGACGGUGACUGGGAGUCUGACCAUGUCCAAGAUGUUUUAUAUUCAUACUCGCAUGCCACACGGUACAAUGAGAACUGGUAUAAGGCAUGGCACGCUUGGGCGCUGGCGAACUUCGAGGUAGUCACAUCGAUGACAUCUAACACCGACAGGGAAUCGGCUGAUAUCUCCCGAGAGACCGUCAAUGAGUACGUUGUUCCGGCCAUUAAAGGCUUCUUCAAGUCCAUUGCGCUAUCGUCCUACAGUUCCUUGCAGGACACGCUCCGGCUGCUAACGCUGUGGUUUGCGCAUGGGAAGCAUCAAGAGGUUACGCACAGUGUCACUCAGGGUAUAGCAAGUGUGAGCGUGGACACAUGGCUGGAGGUGAUACCGCAGCUUAUUGCUAGGAUCAAUCAGCCGAACAAAAUCGUCCGGGAUGCGAUCCACAACUUACUUGUUGAUGUUGGCCGAGCGCACCCUCAGGCGCUCGUCUAUCCGCUAACCGUCUCGAUGAAGGCAGACGGCGGCAAUCGAUCACGCUUCGCUACACGGAUUAUGGAGGCGAUGCGUCAGCACAGUCCAGACUUAGUUGAGCAAGCCGGCCUCGUCAGUCAUGAACUCAUUCGUAUUGCAGUGCUGUGGCACGAGCUAUGGCAUGAAGGGUUGGAGGAGGCUUCGCGGUUGUACUUCGGCGACCAUGACAUUCAGGGCAUGCUCGCUACCCUCGAGCCGCUGCACGAGAUGCUGCGCAAAGGGCCCGAAACACUGCGUGAGAUAUCGUUCAUCCAGAGCUUUGGUCGCGACCUGGCAGAAGCUAGAGACUACUGCGAAGCGUACAAGACCACGCAAGAGAUCGGCGACCUCAAUCAGGCGUGGGACCUGUACUAUGGAGUGUUCAAGCGUAUUGCCAGGCAAUUGCCGCAAUUGAUGAGCUUGGAGCUGCAGUACGUCUCACCGGAGUUGAAGCAUGCGCAUGACUUGCAGCUCGCCGUGCCCGGAACAUACCAGAGCGGGAAGCCUAUUGUUCGGAUUCAGUCGUUCGAUCCAGUUGCGACCGUCAUCUCGUCCAAGCAGAGGCCUCGCAAGUUGUCCCUGCGCGGAAACGACGGCAACAGGUACGAUUUCUUGUUGAAAGGUCAUGAGGACAUCAGACAAGAUGAGCGAGUCAUGCAACUGUUUGGCCUGGUCAACACGUUGCUGGCGACUGAUCCGGAGUGUCUUAAGCGGCAUCUCAACAUUCAGCGCUACGCAUCAAUCCCGCUGUCAACACAGUCCGGUCUGCUAGGCUGGGUGCCGAACAGCGACACCUUGCAUGUGCUGAUCCGCGAAUAUCGUGAGAGCCGCAAGAUCUUGCUCAACAUCGAACACCGUAUAAUGCUGCAGAUGGCACCUGAUUAUGACAAUCUCACACUAAUGCAGAAGGUCGAAGUGUUUGGGUACGCUCUUGACAACACCACAGGUCAAGAUCUCUACCGAGUGCUAUGGCUGAAGAGCAAGAGCUCGGAGGCCUGGCUCGAUCGACGCACGAAUUACACUCGCUCACUGGCCGUCAUGUCAAUGGUAGGCUACAUUCUUGGACUAGGGGACCGUCAUCCUUCCAACCUCAUGCUAGACCGCAUAACGGGUAAGGUCAUCCACAUCGACUUCGGCGACUGUUUCGAAGUGGCCAUGCAUCGUGAAAAGUACCCUGAACGAGUGCCUUUCCGCCUGACGAGAAUGUUGACCUUCGCAAUGGAAGUCAGCAACAUUGAGGGCAGCUUCAGGACGACCUGUGAGCAUGUCAUGAGGCUUCUGAGAGGCAACAAAGAGUCCCUCAUGGCCGUGCUCGAGGCCUUUAUCCACGAUCCUCUCCUCACGUGGCGUCUCGGCACCCGCGAAUCCCCGCCUGAACCUUCUUUCCCCUCCGAGCGCCGCUCCUCGGUAGCUGCGCCCGCGCCGCAAGAGGGUCGUCGGCCCAGCGUCAUAGGAGGCGAGCCAGGUGCCAUAGGCGAGCGCCCUGGCGGCUCUUAUCACCGCGGCGGUAGGUUGAGCAUUGCACAGGUCAACGGCGGGAAUCCGGACCCGGCGGAGAAGGAGGUACAGAACGCGCGGGCAUUGCAGGUUCUCAGCCGUGUGAAGGAAAAGUUGACGGGCCGAGACUUUAAGAAAGAGAUCGAGCUACACGUUGACGAACAAGUGGAGAAGCUGCUCAGCGAGGCGACGAAUCUGGAGAACCUCUGCCAGCAUUACAUUGGGUGGUGCUCCUUCUGGUGA
Baudoinia panamericana UAMH 10762 is the source of this 7251-nucleotide messenger RNA. RefSeq lists its product as uncharacterized. The transcript is spliced from 2 exons. Gene Ontology annotation, biological process: protein phosphorylation; negative regulation of macroautophagy; TOR signaling. Gene Ontology annotation, molecular function: protein serine/threonine kinase activity; protein-containing complex binding; protein binding. The coding region runs from base 1 to 7251 and encodes 2416 amino acids. Gene Ontology annotation, cellular component: nucleus; TORC1 complex; TORC2 complex. The record is from RefSeq and is a predicted model, not a curated record. Lineage: Eukaryota; Fungi; Ascomycota; Dothideomycetes; Mycosphaerellales; Teratosphaeriaceae.